Messenger RNA from Manis pentadactyla (Chinese pangolin), 2523 nucleotides. It is a transcript of the gene CCNB2, whose product is annotated as cyclin B2. Lineage: Eukaryota; Metazoa; Chordata; Mammalia; Pholidota; Manidae. Gene Ontology annotation, molecular function: cyclin-dependent protein serine/threonine kinase regulator activity. Gene Ontology annotation, biological process: regulation of cyclin-dependent protein serine/threonine kinase activity; mitotic cell cycle phase transition. Gene Ontology annotation, cellular component: cytoplasm; cyclin-dependent protein kinase holoenzyme complex; nucleus. The record is from RefSeq and is a predicted model, not a curated record. The transcript has 9 exons. Bases 547 to 1638 code for a protein of 363 amino acids.
CAGGGGCGCCUGUCCAAGACCCAGGCCAACCUAAACUCCCAACUCCAAACUUCCGGAAGAGGAAUGAUGCAGAUACGGCCGUCCCGGGCUGUUCCCUAGAACCAGCUUCCGCCCACUCAGUACAAACGUAGAGAGGCAUCCGUGGCUGAGGCCUUGUCAAAACUCAGAGGAGGACUCCCAUUUCUGCUUUCCCAAUGAGCCACUUCAAUUUGUUUAUCUUCGAGGCCGAGAUUUUUUUAAAAAGACAUAGGGAAGAAAAAAACGACUGGUUGUUAUGACAACUAAACGGGUCUGAAACAUUCAGCCAAUCCGUUUGCAGAAAGGCCUCUGUCCUAGCCAAUGGGAAGAGCGCGUCGUACGUACAGCUGCCCAAUGGGGGCGCGAGCGGUGCGGUAUUUGAAUCCUGGAACAAGGAAACAACGCGAAGAUCUCCAGCGGUGAGGGUCGGGAGCGUAGCCCUAACGGCGCCGCGGAAGCCUGUGCCCUCACUCCCCAGUCCGCGUCCUGCCCCGGACCGGGCUGGCGCUCUCGCCUGCCCCGUUCCUCAUGGCGCUGCUCCGACGCCCGGCGGUGCCCACUGAUUUGGAGAAUAUUUACACAGGAGUGAAUUCAAAAGCGAAGAGUCAUGUGACUAUCAGACGGGCAGUUUUAGAGGAAAUUGGAAAUCGAGUCACAACCAGAGCCACACAAGGAGCUAAGAAAGCUCAGAACACCAAAGUACCUGCGCAGCCCACCAAAACAACAGAUGAGCACAAACCGCUGAAACCUACCACUUCUGUGAAACCAGUACAGGGGGAAAUGUUGGCUCCAAAGGGUCCUUCUCUGACACCUGAGGAUAUCUCCAUGAAAGAAGGGGAUCUCUGCCAAGCUUUCUCUGAUGCCUUGCUCUGCAAAAUCGAGGAUAUUGAUCAUGAAGAUUGGGAGAACCCUCAGCUCUGCAGUGACUACGUUAAGGACAUCUACCAGUACCUGAGGCAGCUGGAGGUUCUGCAAUCCAUCAAUCCACAUUUCUUAGAUGGAAGAGAGGUCAAUGGACGUAUGCGUGCCAUCCUGGUGGAUUGGCUGGUGCAAGUCCACUCCAAGUUUAGGCUGCUGCAGGAAACGCUGUACAUGUGCAUUGCCAUCAUGGAUCGGUUUUUGCAGGUUCAGCCAGUCUCUCGGAAGAAGCUUCAGCUGGUUGGGAUUACGGCUCUGCUCUUGGCUUCCAAAUAUGAGGAGAUGUUUUCUCCAAAUAUUGAAGACUUUGUUUACAUCACAGACAAUGCUUAUACCAGUUCCCAAAUCCGAGAAAUGGAAACUCUGAUUUUGAAAGAACUGAAAUUUGAGCUGGGUCGACCCCUGCCACUACAUUUCUUAAGACGGGCAUCAAAAGCUGGGGAGGUCGAUGUGGAACAGCACACUUUAGCCAAGUAUUUGAUGGAGCUGACUCUCAUUGACUAUGACAUGGUGCAUUAUCACCCUUCUCAGGUGGCAGCGGCUGCUUCCUGCCUGUCCCAGAAGGUUCUAGGCCAUGGAAAAUGGAACCUAAAGCAGCGGUAUUAUACUGGGUACGCAGAGAAUGAAGUAUUGGAAGUCAUGCAGCAUAUGGCCAAAAACGUAGUGAAAGUAAAUGAAAACUUAACGAAAUUCAUCGGCUGAUUGUUUGAAGGAAAAACACAAGCUUGUCCUCACCAGCCAGGGGUGGUUGGUAACAGCCAAAGGCCGUCUUGGCACCCCUGCCCCUGCCUGCGAGGAGGGCAGCCUGCGGACGGAGCUGUGGGGGCCCGCGGAGAUCCUCGGCUGCAUUCUGGGUCUACCUGCUUCCUCUCGAUUACAGUGAGCUCAGGACUGUGGAAGUCCUUUGCAAAAUAUGAAGAGACUAUUAGUGUUGAUAGGACUGCAUUUCCUCAUGUCAUCCCAUGAUGGCUUUAUUUUCCUUUCAAUCUGGUCACAAAAUGGAACUGAAAUAGGCCUUAAACCAAAUGAAGUCUGCUCCCUGUUCUUGAAGUGAAACAAUUAAAUUAUUCAUCUUCAUCUUGUUCCCAGUUCAGAUACAUUGUUUUCCCUUAUAUAUAACCCCUGAGCAUUUUUCCCCAAGGACUUUGGCAUCCUGAAAUGGCAACAAAGGUGUGUGCCAGCCAGACUCUAUGUCCUCAAAACCUUCUGAAUGGCUGUGGCACCUGAGAGGACAGGUGGAAAAGUGAGUCUUCUUCCAGAACCACUCCCUCACUGGUGCACAGGGCACUGUGGACAAGGGUUACUGCAGCGAGCAGGGCACCCGCUUGCUGGGGAUGCUGUAACGCAGCACCACAGCCUGGGGGGCUUAAUGGAAAUGUCCUGCUCAGACUCCUGGAGGCUACGUGUCCGAGACCCAGGUGUCUGCAGGGGUGAUUCCUUCUGAGGGCUCGGAGGGAGGAUCUGUGCCCGGCCCUCCUCCCUGGCUCAUAGAUGGCUGACUCCUCACGUCACUGUCCCUCUCUCUGUUUGUGUGCUGAUUUGUGCCCAGAUUUCCUCUUUUUUAUCAUAUUGGAUUAGAGCCCACCC